AUCGGAGCCAUAGUGAUAAUCGUGCAACGAUAAAGAGCGACCCGGCUCAAAUUUAUUGAGGCUCGACGCCUCGCCGAUAAACUUGCUUUUAUCUGGAGAAGAGAAAAAGUGGUUGCGUUAGUUCGCGAGGAUACUAAUCGCUGAUUACCGUGCCCCCUCUCCAACAGUCGACUGAUUGUGCCCCCUAAGAGCCACGCGCUCGAUACACCGAGCUCGAGCCGUACACCGAGCGCGCCACGAUUGAGAAAAAGAGAGAAAGAGAGAGAAAGAGAGAGAGAGCAUCGAUCCGACUCUCGAUCCAAUCGGUCGCGGUUCUCGCCGAGAGGACUUUCACUCGGCGUCCGUUGAUCGGCCGAAGCGGCGAACGAGCGGGCGAAGCGGAAGGCAGAGAGAAGAGGCGCGAGGUGAAACUCCGUCCCUCUCCGCCUCUGGUCCCGGGUUGACUGACCUCGAUAGCGAAAGAAAGGAGGUGGCGGUGUUCCGCGGGAAGCGAAGAAGGAGCGGGUUAACGGCGACGACGGCGACCACGGCGACGACGGCCGCGACAACGACGACGUGCGCGACGAGGAGUGGCCGAGAAGAAGAAGAGCAAAUUGGUGCUCCCGGUAGCAGGGGCCCAUGAGCGGAAUGGAGGAGAAGCUGCGCGGCGUGACGAAGCGCGGGAGCAGGCACGGUCCCCGUGCAGCGGGGCCAGCCGCCUCCGAUUGGCCGGCCGCGUCUGGGUCCGGUGGUGGGGGAAGGGGCCAGGCUACCCCCUCCAGCUCGCAGCCAGCCGCGUACAACCGCGAGAGCCCGGGCAGGCGGCAGUCCUCGCGGGACGGCGUCGAGCCGACGGGCCAACAGGCCCCACCCGAACACGGCGAGCUCCUUUUCAAGGUGAUGCUACUAGGCGACAGCGGAGUCGGGAAAACCUGUCUUCUGACGCGGUUCAGAGACGGAAGAUUCCUGUCUGGCAACUAUAUAACCACCGUCGGCAUUGAUUUUAGGAACAAAGUGGUCGUCGUUGACGAUACGUCUAUCAAGCUUCAAAUAUGGGACACGGCCGGACAAGAGAGAUUUCGAAGCGUGACGCAUGCCUAUUACAGAGAUGCUCAUGCUCUUUUAUUGCUGUACGACGUGACGAACAAGACGAGUUACGAUAACAUCAGAGCCUGGUUGAGUGAAAUUCGGGAACACGCGAACGAGGAUGUGGUCAUCAUGCUAUUGGGUAACAAGUCGGACUGCGGAACUGAACGAGUGGUGAAGAGGGAAGACGGUGAACGGUUAGCGCAAGAGUACAAAGUUCCCUUUAUGGAAACCUCAGCUAAAACCGGCCUGAACGUUGAAUUGGCCUUCUUGGCCGUUGCUAGAGAAUUGAAGGCGAGGAAAAGCAACGACCCAGACGAUACGAAAUUCAACGUGCAGGACUACGUUCGUCAACAAUCGCAACGAAAUUCAUGCUUCAAUUCUAAUUGUCUGACUACCUGAACUGCGCAAUAACCCUGCGCGUACAUUUUCCUACAAUAGAUCGAGACGAAUGGUGGAACAUGAACCGGAACUGGUCAUAAAAAUGGCGCGAAACUAUUUUGAUCGUUCAAAUAUUCGUCUCCGUGAUUCAGAGUGGAAAUCGUUGAAACGUUACAGAUUUACAAGAAAGAUGCAUUUUUCUGUGAACUUGCACAAUUUAUUUGUCACAAUUUUUUUAUUUAAACAAACUGAUUUUCUAUAAUACUUCGUAGAAUUAUUAUAUACAAGAAGUUAUUUAAAAUCUCGAAUCUUAAUCGUCGAAAAAUCUCAAAAGGAAUGAAAAUACGUUUUUGUUCCACCAGAAAAGUAUAUUUGUUAAAGGAUAAAGGAACAUUAUAGACGAAUAGGAUGUCAGUAUUUUUGAAAGAAACCGAUAGGAAACUCUUGUUGAUGAUACGUAUAUAGAAAUCUAUUUAUCGAUGGUUAAUUCUGUACUGUACAUUAAUGUGAAUAGUUAACGCGAAACAAAAAUCUGCAAUAUAUAACAUAGAUAUAGGGAAUCUCUUCAUGGUUCUAAUUUGCACUAAUUGUAUAUGAUCGUUACGAUGUUAGAAAAAAGUGAAAAAAAAA
Molecule: messenger RNA, 2076 nt
Organism: Apis florea (little honeybee)
Lineage: Eukaryota; Metazoa; Arthropoda; Insecta; Hymenoptera; Apidae
Product: ras-related protein Rab-37
Molecular function (GO): GTPase activity; GTP binding
Source: RefSeq, a predicted model, not a curated record